This is a messenger RNA of Lampris incognitus (smalleye Pacific opah), 609 nucleotides long. RefSeq names its product heat shock protein, alpha-crystallin-related, b11 (gene hspb11). The record is from RefSeq and is a predicted model, not a curated record. The coding region runs from base 107 to 514 and encodes 135 amino acids. Gene Ontology annotation, biological process: intraciliary transport. Lineage: Eukaryota; Metazoa; Chordata; Actinopteri; Lampriformes; Lampridae. Gene Ontology annotation, cellular component: cilium; centrosome; intraciliary transport particle B. The transcript is spliced from 5 exons.
GCAACGGCGGAGGUUGUAGACUUGAGUCCGGAUAUAAGUUCUAACUAGCGCUAACGCCAGCUUCACGCUGCUCGUUUCAUUGCAUGUGAAGCUUGAUGGUUUGCGAAUGAUGACAAAUCAAUCUCUUACUUCCUUAGGCGCAAACGUUGUCCUGGCUACAUCCGGUGACGAGAAUCACCCCCCAGAAAAUAUAAUUGAUGGAAACACCGACACGUUUUGGAUGUCCACUGGUAUGUUUCCUCAAGAGUUCACAAUUCGCUUUGCCGAGCCCACGAAGAUUGCUGUCAUCACAUUGGACUGCUAUAACGUCAAGGAUCUAAAGAUUGAAAAGAAUACCUCUGAUACUGUUUCCAACUUUGAGUGCAUAGCAGAGAAAGAAUUUGAACAUACUGAGGGACAACGACAGUCGCUUAAUUUUUCACUUAAUGAAACCAGUGCAACCCACCUGCGUUUCAUCAUCGCUUCAGGUUACGACCAUUUUGUCUCGGUACACAGGGUCAGUGUGGAGAGCUGACACCUCCAUGCCGGGGUUAAUAAUGGGUAUGGCAGAUUAAGUUUUGACAAUGUCUGAACAUUAUUUUUGUACAUAACCAUAACAUAAAAAGUAUA